Molecule: messenger RNA, 16372 nt
Organism: Bacillus rossius redtenbacheri
Lineage: Eukaryota; Metazoa; Arthropoda; Insecta; Phasmatodea; Bacillidae
Exons: 2
Coding region: 3777-5900 (707 amino acids)
Source: RefSeq, a predicted model, not a curated record
UGUGUACUGUCAUUAUUUUGCGCAAGUUGAACUUCCCAAUUAUAAGAAAAAAUUUUAACACUUGAAUUUUUCGGUGGCCCUAAAUAAGGUUGUUCGGGCCACCGCGUUAUGCAUUUUUUGGAGUGUCGCCAUUUUGUUUGUUGUUUUUGUGGUAACACUGGGACAGGGAAUGUCCGUCUCUUUUACAGAAAUUACAAUGUGCAUUUUUUUAAUAUCCACCCUGUGUCCUUGAAGAGAAAAAUGUAUUGCCCUGAUAUUUCUAUGCUGCAUUCUUAUAUUGUGAAUUACUGCGAUCCAUUCCCGCGCUGCUACCUUGUUGACUAGCGAAUGUGGCUUGUUUAUUUCGCUGAAAAUCAGUGUAUUCAAUGUUUGUGGCGUGUACGCAAAGUUUAUCUAGCUCGGCAUAAUUUUGGGGGGGCGCCUGGAACACUGAGCGCGAGCGUUCCGCUGCGUUCAAACCGUCUAGGAUCGUAAUCACGACCUCUCUCUCUGGAACCUUUAGCCUGAGUACCUGGUUGGCUUCGCGUAUGUCAGCAACGUAAUUCGGCAAGACUUCAUUACGCUGCUGCAAGCGGUUAAACCACUCCAUCCGGAUGUUUGUGAGUAGCCUACUCGGUAUACAAAAAUUUAACACAUCUUCAUGAAACUCGUCGAAAGUGAGGUCAUUCUCAAUGGCUGCCAUGAUCCGCUCACUUAAGGGAGCUUGGGUGUAUGGAUAAACAAUUUCAAAAAUUUGUUUGUCGGGAAUCCAUCCCUUUUGCCGUAGCUUAAACAAGACUCGAAGGAAAUCAAUCAGUUUGUGUGCGUCCAGACCCGACGCAUCUGGCAAAUCCUUGAGUAGCCUUUCAACAGGAUGGGUGAUUUCUCCGUAGAAACUGUAGCCUGUUUCUGGGGCUGUCGUGCUCCUCAAUACUGAGUCGUGGGGCUGAGCCGCGGCUCCUGCCGGCUGAGGUGAAGGCUGGUGUGACACCGGGUGCGACUGAGUCUGUUCCCGAGUCGCACCCAAGGGGCUGAUUUGUGGUGGAGUGAGCUGGGGCGUAGUGAGUGGCGGCUGCAGAAUACCAGCACUCGGAAGUGGGGUGGUUUGCCAUGAAGGAAACUGUGGCUGAAAUUGAGCUUAAGGGUUAUAAUAGCCCUGAGUGGUCGAAUAUGGGAAAAACAUGUUUGGUGGGUAUGGUUGCAUCAUUUGGUGUGAAAGGGUUGGUAACUCCUGUGAAAAUGUCACGCUAGUGACGGGGUGGGUUGUCACGUGACCCGUUGUAAUGUUUGUCGCCGCUGUCGUCAACUGCACAAGCGGCUCUGAAUGAGUGGUAGAUACAGGUAUCGGUUGAUUUGGAAGCGACGUUAGUGGCUGAGAGUCAGGGGCUGCGUCUGGCGAUCUGCUUGUUUCCCUCUCCUGUGUGUUUACCGUCGCCCGUACUCCUGAUGGUCGCGUGUCGGGUUGCUCUACCCCCAGGGGCAAGCUAGGAGAGUCCCCUUCCGGGAAGGCGGGACAACCGUUGCCUAAAGCCUGUGCCUCAGCCACAUAAUGCUGACUGCGUCGUGUGUCUUCCAAAAAGGCUGCUCUCGCCGCCAAUUUUGUGUGGAAACCUGCCGUCUGUUGCAAACAUCGUUCUAUCUCUUUUAUAUAAAUUCCAUGGAGAAUGUCUGCCGAAAACUGUUUCAGGUUUUGUAAGCGUCGGGUAACAUGUUUUAGCCUGACUAUAUGUCGCUCGACAUUGGGUAAAUUUUCCUCAACAUCUAGGUAGCUUACGAAAGCCGAAAUAUCAUAAAACUUGGCGCAAGCAAGGUUGAAUUCUUCAGUUACAUCUAAAUCCAAAAUCGAUACGCUAGUGGGCACGCCAUCAUGAAGGGCGGCCCUGAGUCUCUUCCUGAGGACUUGCACAUUGCCACUGGAGGGCAAAUUGCGUAUCUGUAUCUCAUAGGUCAGCUCAUCUGACAGCAAUAACUCCGGCUUAAACAUACUGCUCGGAUGUAACUUACUGCUAAUUAAAACAUAAAUUUAACACACAUGUACGAUUCAAACGUACACCAUAAAUACUCCAUGAUUACAUUAACAAAAUUUCAAGUAUAGCACCAAAAUUUGAUUCUCCCACCGAUUACAUAUAUAUGAGUUUCCUUGAUUUUACAUGUUCUGAGGAUUACGUUCUUAAAGCACUGCUCGCUGGUAUCUUGUUAAUUAAUUUAGUUCCUUCUAUGCAACUAUAUUAAUUUUAAUUACCUCAUAAGGCUUCCUAUAUUAACAUGAAAUACCAACUAGCCCCAUUGCGCGGUGUACUGCAACAUGUUUGUUUUGACAGUUUAAUUAUUUAUUAUUAUUUACGAUUUAUUUUAUUUUUGUUCGCUCUAUGUAUAAUAUCAUUUAUUUUCAGAAACGGCAAUAUUUGGUUAUGUAUGUCUAUGGAAAAGUGAUUCUUUGGAUUUUUACCGGACUAUUUGAACGAGGUAUUGUUGAUACCCCUCUAAGGACUAAUGGACUUGAAAACUGUAAACGGUAAAAUUAACGCCGUAAUUUUAUAAUGUAAAUUAUAAUUUUAAUAUUUAUGUAUUUAAAUUUUUGAAAUUUUGUUAUCCGCGCAAUUGUUGCGUUCGGAGUUUACGUUUUCGGUAAGAAAUUAUGUGACUGAAACGGUCCUUUUGGCCAAUCACGGGCCACCAUUUAAAAGUGAGUCUUACUGGUUAUUUUGAGGAAACUAGUAAGAAAGAGAGUUCUACAAUGGCCAGCUGAAUGAGCGGCAACUUCGUGACGUCGGCGAUUUUAAAUCCUGAAAAUUAGCUAUCUAGCAUCAGGCAUCCCGGAUAGUGGAUGAUAAUUAUGAACAUUAGGGAGUUCAGAACAUUUAAAUAGGAUUUAUCUAAAAAGAUAAAUAUCAUAGGAGUGAUUAACGUGAGUAAUAAAAGUGCCCAGAUUUUUGUGCCCUAAUCUUAUGCACGAAUCACGAAACUCCCGUUUUUACGUCACAUCGUCGCCGAAACUUAUUAUAAACAUUGAUUUCAUGAAUUAAAUUGACUUUAUAGAUGAUUUAGAUAAUACUUGGAGAUAAAUUUUACGAAUUUACACAUUAAUUAACAGACUCAGUGGUCCUAUAGAUGAGAGGCUCUGAGCUCUGCCGAUGAACUGUUUGAACCUAACUAGCCGAGGUAAAUUGAUUUAAGUUCCCUAAAAACAUUAAUUAAAAACUGUGUAGUGUCAACGAACCCAAAUUAAGACUUUUGAAAAUAUUUAAAUGUGCGCAACAUAACUCCUGGUAAUUGAAAUUUUAUUGAAUUACUAUGAUGUCACCGUUAAGUUAGGUUGUUGUUUUGGAUAUGAAUAAUAAUUAAAUAUAUUAAUAAGAUUGAAAUUUUGAAAUAGUUUUACCUUGGAAUAAAAUAAUUCUAUAUUUAAUAUUCAAAGUGUUGUGUUGUGUCAUUUGUGAUUUCACCUACUCCAGUGUAUAUUUAUGUAUGUUCCAAAUCAAUCAAGUAACACCUAAUUGUGACUUACCUUAUAUCCACAUUACCAGUGAAGAGCCACACAAUCAAGAAAUCUAAUUUAUUACACAGUUUUAUUCAGCCCAACGUUUUAGUGUGUGUGUGGGGCCUAUUUAGUACAAAAUAAAGCUUCAAAAGUUCCCCCACAUAUUUAUUUGGAGCCCAUACGGUGGGGCCGAUUUUGAGGUUAAGGGACACCUCAACAUUUUUUUUUGUGUAAAUUCUGUACCAGCCAAGUACUGUGUGCAAGUGCACUAUUUGUGUAAAAUAUUAUCUGGUCAAUUGUUUCAUUGCACACCACUAUGGCAGAUGAGCAAAACAAAUACUUUCUUAGAGAAAGAUCACGAAGUGUAGGCGAGGAGUAUGCUACUGCACAAACCUCAAGCAGUGAGUCGCAUCAUACAUCAUCUGCAGGGAAUUCACCAGUAGUCACCUGUGAGGAAAGGUUAGGGCGGCCCACAUCUCCCCUAAUCAUAGAGCAGGCAAACAUGAAUGACACAGUCCUACACACAGCUGCACCCCAGGAUAGCACUCCUACUCCACCACCAGUGACACUAGAGUCACUGAUGCAGAUCUUGCUGCAGACUAGUGCUCAAAUGAAGCAGACUGAUUCGAAACUAGAGCAAAACAACACCAAUCUCACGGCUGAGUUGAGGGCCGGAUUGGAACAGAACAAUGCCAGCCUAAGGAAUCUCGAGCACAGCAUCGAGGUUAGACUCGUACAACAACACGAGGAGAUUCAGCAGAUAGCCGAACAGGUCUCCCAGUACAACAGCAGGGUAGAUGGGUUGGAGUCCCAUGUCACUUCCCUAAGGAACAUGAUGGCUAACGAGCACCGAGGACAGGCCAAUGCCAGGGAAGAGGUGCGUGAGCACAUCCAACACCUAGAGAGCAGGCUCAGCGAUAUUGAGGUGGCCACAGCUACACUGAGGGACAGGUUUGAAAAUCUGUCUGUUCAACCAAGUCCUACAGCUGCAUCAGCUGGUAGUAUAGGCCAGGCCCAGGCAAGCGAGUGCCAUGGACCUACUGUUCCAACACUGCCCACCACAAGCAAGCAACAGGGCGGCACCGAGUGCUACACCGAGCACCAGCCCCAGGAACAGCCACACGUGACCCCCAUCACUCACCGACCAAGUAGCAGGACGUUUGUAAACACGUCGAGUAUGGACCCUGCUACUCUGAUCCACCACCCGGCCAAGCAUUGGGCAGAGGCCAUGCCCACGUUUUCAGGAAGGGUUACUGAGAACCCUAUACGGUUCCUGAAACGUUUUGAGGAAUAUGCGGCCACAUUCAAUCUCAGCGAGGCUGAGGUACUAAAGUGCCUCAACAGUGCUUUGAAAGGGCAGGCUUUCUACUGGUGGGAAAUGCUGAGUGCAACCACCAGUAGCUACAGCCACUUCCAAGCCAUGUUCCGCCAGCAGUAUUGGAGUCUGCGCAUUCAGAGCAAUCUGCGUGCCCAGCUCCAUACUGAGAGGUAUGACCCCAGGAAGGGCACAACGCUGGAAGCCCACCUCUCCACAAUGUUUGAAAAAACUAGGUAUCUCGAUUUGCCCAUGACGGACGAGGAGUUCGUAGCGGCAAUACUCACUCAGUUGCCGCUGCGUUACCAAAAGCAGUUGUCCGGCCUGACGUACCGAGACGUCACAGAGUUCAGAGAGAGGCUCCUGAACUACGACAAGCUGGAGAAAAUGGACAGGACGCCAGGACCUAAGGAGGACCACGAGAGGGUGCCUCAGCAAAACCGCCAGCCACCCCUGAAUAACUACUGGCAAAACAGGGACAACAAGCCAAGGGACAACCGUCAGGCAGCUGUCCACACUAUGACGUGGCAACCCAAGGGCAGGGAGCAAAGCUCAUAUGGCCGGUACGCUAUGAGCCAACGCAAAGGCCCCUACAACAAGAGGAAGACCUGGUGGUCAAAUGCGAGGAACUACCAUAGCGAUGAAGAGAUGUACCAGCGCAAGAGGAAGGACGACCGCAACGACAACCGCCGCCGCUCCUACUCGCCUGAAGUACGGCCUCCCAGGGAGUCCCGUGACCGACGCCCAAGAUCCUCGUCUGAAGACGAGAGAGAGUACGCGAGGAAGUACCGCAAGAUGGAGGAACCUCGAUACCAGGGCCGGCACGAAGAAACCCGAAUGCCACCCCACCAUUAUUCCCCCCAGACGACAGAGAAUCAUGGCGGCAAUGCCCAGAAUAGCCAGUUCUCUGGAAACAAACGCUACCAGAACGCAACGUUUCCGCCACCAUUCCAGGCGCAGCAUCCAGGACAUCAAGCUGCAUACUACCAGAGAGGGGAAGUGAACCCGGUAGCAGCCGAGUUCAAGGCUGCAGUGUCCAGCGUCGCAGGACCCAGUAAUUGGAACCACAACGAACAACAACAACGUGUUCCAGGUGGACGUGCCAACCAGGGCACGUUAAACUAGAACGGGUUUCAGUUGGAUCGCCCCGAACAGAAACCCACUAUUCAGGCUCAGGGGUACAAAACGACAAAUCUCCAAUCUACAGCUGCAUCAGUUACGAUAAAUUUAUAUGCACUGUUAUGCUAAGAGAAAGUGAAAGAGACUUUCUAUAUAAUGAAAAUGAUGAAAAUAGGGUUCAUCAAGUUUGUACAGUUUGUCCACAUGUGACAUUAAAAAUUGAAGAAUGCAAUGUGGAUGCAUUAAUUGACAGUGGCGCUGAAGUCACGUGUAUCAGUGAGGAGUUGGUGAACUACCUCGAGCAUCAGGGCAUCAUACUACCCAAGAUACCAGUACCAGCACUCAAGAUAAUUGGAGUGACAUCAAGGGCAAGCCCUAUUGUAAACAGACAGGUACUGAUAACAGUACACGGCCUAGGCAGACCAAAAGACAUGACUGCACUAGUUGUGAAAGGCCUAGCAAAACCGCUAAUAAUAGGUACUGACUUUCUAUCGCAAUUUGGUAUAGUGAUAGAUUUUAAACUAUGUGAAAUUCAUUCAAAUGACUGUGAAACCCCAGUCACACUCACAGGCAAGUGGCAUGUGAGAGAAAAUUUUGUAGGAAUAUUGUACAGUGAACCUAUGCACAGGCACAUAUACAAUGCACAAGCAAGUGAGCAACUUCAGGCAUCACUUGAAGACAUAAGACAGUCACUACAGGAGGUGAAGAGUGUAUCACCCAGUCAGCUGCAACAACUGUUUGGUGUACUGGCCAACUUUCAGUCAGUAUUCUCUGACAAGCCAGGCAGAAACAGAUUCUACCAAGCAAAAAUUAAGAUAAAUGAGGAGGCACCGUACCACCGCAAAUGCUAUCCCAUUCCGGUGAAGUACGUUCAGGAAGCCACAGCCUACCUACAACUUAUGAUCGAUUGGAAUGUAAUCAGGAGAGAAGCAAGCCCCUAUGCUAACCCCAUAGUUUGUGUGAGUAAACGAGACGGGACAGUAAGACUGUGUCUCGAUGCUAGGGAGCUCAACAAAAUUACAGUCAAGGACAGGGAAAGUCCCAUACAAACGGCAGAAAUUUUAAGAUUGUAUCAAGGCGUGAAGUAUCUCACAACCAUGGAUCUGUCGUCAGGCUAUUGGCAGAUACCAUUAGAGCCUAAUUCCUGCCAAUAUACAUCAUUUCUGUUCAGGAAUCAACAGUAUGUGUUUACAGUUAUGCCAUUUGGACUGUGUAACGCAGUGGCUGACUUUACGAGAUGUCUAGACGCAACCUUAGGACCCGAGUGUCAGGGAUUUGCAAGGGCGUAUGUCGAUGACAUAUUGAUAACAUCAUCAAAUUUUGAAGAGCACAUGCAGCAUGUUGCCACUGUACUGCACAAACUGCAAGAGGCAGGCAUGACUGUGAAAAUUAGAAAAUCGGUAUUCUGCAGAGAGGAAUUACCCUUUCUAGGUCACAUCCUCACACCUGAAGGCAUCAAGACAGCUCCAGACAAGCUGCAGAACAUUCAGGAAUUUCCUACACCGAGGAACGUGAAACAGCUGAGAGCGUUUCUUGGAGUAAUUGGGUUUUACAGGAUAUACUCCAACCAAGUUGCACAGUGUGCAGUUCCACUGUUCAGCCUAUUGAAGAAAGGUCAGGCAUGGAUGUGGAGUGAAGAGCAUGAGCAAGCCUUCCUCAGCCUGAAGAACUUGUUCCUGACUGAACACGUCAUCUACCAUCCAACCCAAGGGAAGGAAUUUCUGUUAUACACAGAUGCCUCUGACACAGCCCUAGGAUGUAAGCUUGCACAGGAGGAAAAUGGAAUUGAAAAGACUGUAGCAAUGGCUAGUCGUACUCUCAACCAAGCCGAGAGAAAUUACACUGUUACAGAGCGAGAGGCUCUGGCCAUUAUAUGGGCACUCCAGAAGUACAGGGACCUGCUACUUGGAGAAACAGUGAAAUUGUUAACAGAUCACCAGGCGUUAACAUGCCUUAAGGCAGGCAAGUUAUUUGGUAGCCGCCUUACGAGAUGGUUUUUGCUACUGCAGGAAUAUGAUAUUCAUAUACAUCAUAUCAAGGGAUCUGCCAACACCACUGCAGAUUAUCUAAGUCGCCUGCAUGAACUACAAGAAAGUUCACCAUCUACAUCAAAACGACAGAAGGAAUUUUUAGUGGCACCAGUAUCCAGAGAUAUUCAAAACCAACCCUAAACUCCGAGAUAUCCUGAAGGAUAUAAAAUGUAAACAACAGGCAGAUGAGUACUGCAAAAACACUAUCAACCAGCUGCAGAAGCAGUCAGCUGAUAAUAAAAUUCACCAACAUUUUUGUUUAUCAGCAGAAAAUGUUUUGUUUGCCCAGUCAAGGAAGAGAGGCAUUUUCGAAGAUCACUGGAAACCAGUGAUACCAGCUGAUUUGAGGCAACCAAUCACCUGGGAACUACAUGUAGCCUUGGGACAUGUAGGGAGCAAGAAGCUCAUUGAAGCAUUAAAGAGGCAAGUGUAUUGGCCUAACAUGUCACGCUAUGUAAGUAAGGUCACAAGUGCCUGUGACCUAUGUCAGAAGGUGAAACCACCUGGACAACACCUGCAUGGAGAAUUGCAGCCCAUCAUUCCAACAGCACCAUUGGAAUUAUUAUCAGUUGAUUUAUUUGGCCCCCUACCACAGUCAAAGGGAGGUGUUAAGUAUGUUUUUGUGAUGCAAGAUGUUUUCACAAAAUUCACAAAAUUGUAUGCAAUUGUGAACCCAACUGCAAAAGCAGUUAUGCAAAAAUUAAAAACUUUCGUUGAAGAAAUUGGUUUACCUAAAGUGGUAUUGUCAGACAGAGGUACCCAGUUCACCAGUGAUUUGUGGCAAACAGGAGUCAGGAAAUUAGGUGCAAUACCUACAACCAUCAGUGUACGACAUCCACAAAGUAACCCUGUGGAGAGACUCAUGAGGUCAAUAGGGAGUCUGUUACGUACGCUAUGCCAUAACUCGCAGCAAUCAUGGCGAGAUAAGUUGCCAUAUGUAGAGUGCAUUAUUAACCAUACUGUACAUGGUUCUAUUGGAGUUACCCCUGGAGAAGCCAUGAGCCUGAAUAGAUCGGUGGCGAUCAACCCGAAGUAUUUACCCCGAUGUGAACAAACCCCUAAUGAAGAAAAACUACCUACAGGAGAAGAGGUAGAAGCUCUAGUGAAGAGGAAGUUGACAGCAGAAGCUGACAUCAGACGCAAGAGGAAACCAGCAUCAAAAUUAGCAAAAUUUAAAAUUGGAGACCAGGUACUGAAGAAAACAACUCCAGUAAGCAAGGCCUGGGAACAUGUAACCAAGAAAUUGUUUUUGUUAUUUGAAGGUCCUUAUGUCAUCACAGACAUAGUACAAGAGAAUUGCUAUGCACUAGCAGAGCCAGCAACAGGCCGACCAGUAGGCCGUUAUAAUAUAACGCAGUUAAGGGAAUACAAGAGCCCUACUACUAUGUAAGCAGUACCGACCUAAGCUGUGAAUGCCUCGUGAUGGUACAAGGUGUAGUACCAUAAACAGCUGAGAGCAGUCUAAGUGCAAGUUUCAGACCAAGGAUCUGAACUGUACAGAGGAGUAAGUGUAUGUCACAGUGAUUAUGUGAUCUAGUACGCCAUGUGAGGCGUAGUGCAGCCACUGUAAUUUGUAAUGUUAAGCGGAGGUGUAAUUCCCGCUUGUUUCUGCGUAAAGGUGAAGUGAAAUGCCACCUAUGCAGAUAUUUACCCUGUGGUUAUGCGGAAGUGUAAUUCCCGCUAUAUUGCUGUAUUUGAGGUGAAGUGAAAUGCCACCCAUACAGAUGUUAUUGUAGCCUGUGAAGCUACCAGUGUACAAUGUGUAUUGUAUUUAUGUAUCAGUUGGCUUGCACAAUUCCUCGUAUGAGUAUGAACUCAAAUGUCACUAAGACAUAUAUAUUUAACGCUAGACUAGCCUAUACCUAUGUGAAGCUGUAUGUACUGUGUACUAACAAACGAGAAGAAAUUAAGCUUAUUUAGUGUCGAUGUAACUAUGUGGUAUGAUACCCCAUCCUGCUGUGUAAACAUAUGUAAACACUGGCAUGCAAAGCAUCUCUAAAAGCACAUAACACUUCGCAACUACAAGCAGAAUAAUAUAAUGCAGGUUACCUUGAUUUAUUGAUGGUGCUGAGUAAUCCAAUAGGCGUCGUUAUGUUGAUGAUGGAAAAUAGAAGAUCACUGAAUUUUCUAAUAUUUAUAGAAGAACUCACUAAAAUUUAAAAAAAAAAAACUUCACUAUUUUGUUACCAUUUCUGGGAUGAAUUUAGGGAAAAGAAUGAUCUUUAGGAUUGCAUUCUACCCAGAAUGCAGAUUAGAAAAGUAUGCACUCAUUUCGCAUACAAAUCCAAUCAGAUUUAGCUGAAACUUUUAGUUUAUUAAACUUUGGAUGUCAAGGUAUUGACAUUUUAUGAAAUGAAAACACUGAAAUUUGAAAUCGAUGAUUUUUAAGGAUUUAUUGGGAGAAGCCCCUAUACAAGAAAAUUACGUCGUCUCAACACUAUUCACUCGCAGCACUGUCAUAGUUGUUUGAAUAGUAUUCUUCGAAUGAUGUGAAGAAUAGCGAAGACUGUGGAUCUGAAAAACUCAGGAUCUAAGCCCUUUGUCGCGAGAAGUGAAGAUACUCCGGCAAACAAGUGUCCACAAGCAACUUCGCCUAACAGAAGUUUUAAAAUUAGAAAAGCAAGAAAGUUUUACUUCAAAUGAAAUCAGAAAAUAUUGAACAUGUGAUACCAUAUGUUGAAUGCUAUCCUGAUACAGCAUGUUUGUGAAACAGCUGAUUGGUAAAAAGGAACCUUAGCUACACUGAAGCCAGGAGCCUCAGUAGAUUACAAGACUCAUGUUACUGAUAGUAACCAAGAUGAGAUGGAAUAUGAACGUUACUCAACCCAGCGAGACCGCUACGGGAUGAAAACAACAGUAAUGAAAGAUGAGAAGAGGAAGAUAAAGCCUCUACAGCUGUUGAGCUGAACACAGCAGACUGAAAUUGAAAAAGUUACUAAGUUGGUAAUUGUGUAAACCAACGACUUCUCUGUAUGUGAGAUGAUAAUGUAAACAAUGAGUAAAGACACUAUGAAAUUUUGAAUUGUAUAACCUGUAAACAUAAUGAAAUGUUAAUGUUAUGAUAUGUAAAUGUUAUUAUAUAUCUAAUUAUAUGCAAAUGUUAUGUUAUAUUGUCGCGUAGCUCAAAAUUAUCAUUAAUUUAUUUAAUUAGUUUAUUUGUUGAAAAUACAAUUUUUAAAUUCUUUUCGCUAGUUCGGGACUUGGUUUCCCUCACGCUAAGAUGGGGUAACACCUUUGUUGGAUUUGGGUUUGCGGGGGGGCUGGAAGAGUGCGAGUCUUGCACGUCUUUGUCUGGGAACGCAGGCGUGACCGCGUUUCAGCCAGGCCAGCUGACACGUUGUUUGCUGCAGUUCCAGAGAAACGCGGCGCAGACUUGUUUGUCGUUUUUUUUUGAGGCCAGCUGAGAGCGCAGAUUGUGCGCAGUCGCCGUGCGCAGGCGAGUGUCGCAAUCUAGCGGCCGGUUUUCUGACUACGUGGGCAACCUGGCGCGGCCGACCGCGCGGCCGGCUUGUUGUAAUAACUUUACGUGUUUGUAAAACACAGGAAAACUUCCCGUCAGGAUGUUUUCCCCGUAGGGGUUUUGCGGCCAAGAAAAUAGCUUAAAAGAGAUGUAAAAUGUUUUCGCGGGGCGGUAAUCCUGUGGAAGGCUGUCAUGCUGCCCGGCCGCGCGGCGACUUGGUAAUGGUUAGAAUUUUUACAGAGUCUUAAGGCGUGAUCAUCUUCCGUACUGACGAUGAGGAUGCUACACAUCGUCCUGGUGCUCCUGCAGCUGGGAAGCAGCAGACAACAUCGACCGCUACCUGAAGGAGCAGUGGGGGUGGUUGCGGGAGCGCAUUUCGAGCCGAUACCUCAGGUAACAUUGUACACUUCAUCGGUACCCGUAAAUUUUAAGGUUGCUUGGCCAAUGCAAUUAGAUGACAUUCAGGAUAGUAUCAAAGAAAUCACUUCUUGUCCCUCCAAUAGUUCAAGUGAAGGGUGUGUUAUUUUCAAAGAAUUAAAACAUAGCUUAAUUUAUACUGACAUGCUAAUUAAUAAGGUAAACGAAGCAGCAGGGGAUGACGUAUUGGAUUUUCAGUCUCAAGUUCGGGAAAGACGAGGGUUAAAUUUCAUUGGAGAGUUUUUUCAUUGGUGUUGUGACAUUGCCGUCAAUAGUCAAUUGAAUAAUCUUUUCCUAAAUGAACAACAAAUGUCAGAACACAUAAACAAGAUGGAAUCACAAAUUUUAAACACUCAUGAGGCACUGGCAAAUAUGAGCAACACUAUUUUUGUUAUAAACGAGGGAAUGACCGGAAUUCUAAAAAGAGUACAAUCAAAAUUCACAAAUUUGUCUGAUUACUUAAAAGACCUCCGAGAGACUAUGGUGACUAAGUUUUCAGGAAUGGUUCAAGACAUAGGACAUUCAUUCCAGUUUCAGGUACUGUUGGCCUCUCAAUUAGCCAAACAAGCGCAUACAUUUACAAGACUAGAGAUUCUGGACCAGUGCCGGUCAAAUAAAAUACCUGCCAUUGUAGUUACACCAGCUCAAUUGAAAGAGAAAUUAAAUAUGCUAAAUGAAAUUCUUAAUAGGGAUGGUUAUGCGUUGUCCAUAAGUGUAUCAGAAGUUCAGAAAUAUUUUAAUUUACCCAUUUGUAAAUGUCAAGUCCACAAGGAAAAUUUAUACCUUCAAAUUAAAGUACCAAUUGUUAAACUAAAUUCCAAUUGGAGAUUGUUUCAGUUCGUCGCAGUCCCAUUUCAGUGGAAGAACUCAACUUGUCAUUUGGAUCAUGCUCCGAAUUUUCUGGCAGUGGAUGGAGACCAUCUAAUCACUAUUCAGGGUAGAAAUUUAUUAGAUUGUAGACCAUUUGAAGAUAAAUUGUGUUUUGUUCCCAGGUUCUCCGGAGAUACCCUAGGUAGUGCUUUGUGUCCAAAGGCUCUUUUUCAGGGGAUUACCGUUGAAAAUCUUAGUACCACAUGUGCGUUUCGAUGCCAUUCCGGAAACCAACUGAUGAUCACCCAGGCUGGACCAGAGCGGUACUUCCUAACAAACCCGUCAGGAAAAUUAGACUUGCAAUGCAUGAAACAUAACAAUGAAUCUUUAUUUUUAGGAAGUGGAGACAUCCUCGGAGCUGUAGAUAUAGAAGUACCGUGUGAUUGUCGUUUGUAUUUAAACCAAGAACUUAAAAUUAACGAGUUGUAUCCAUGUGAUGCGUUAACAAAAUCUAAAUUUCAAUUGGUACAUGUAAUACCAGCUGCUUGGACGAAGUUACGUAAAUUGAAAAUUUUCCCUCAUCCUACGUCAACACAUACAGUUUUUCCAUCCUUAAUGGAUUGUUUAGAUGAAAAUUGGCCAACUCUAAUACCACAUUUAAAUUUUUCUUUGACAAAGUUUGAAACCCCUUUAGACCCGAUUCAUUUAAGAGAACCAGAAAACGUACCAAGAUUUGUAAUGAAAAACUUACAGAGUAUUGCGCUUUCCAUUGUAAGUAGUGUAUUAUUAUUUAUUAUUAUUAAAAAUCCAUAUCUAGUAGGUAUUGGAACGCUACCAAGAGUAUCCGCCUUGGACAAUGUUACUACCCUUGGCAUAGAAAUAAGUGUAACUGUAAUUACUAUAUUGGUAAUAGUUGGAAUGUUUUUAGUUCUGUUAUUAAAAUAUCUGAGAAAUCGGAAACCCCUCAGUAUGUCUGUAGAAAUCUCGACUACAGUAGAAAAUGCUGUUCCUUCUACCAGUGGAAAGGUAGAAUUAAAAGACAUACUAGCCAGAGAUAAUGGUUGUGUAGCUAAGUUAUCCAGUGAAACUGGGGAGGAAUUGAAAGUAACCAUUUCCAUUUGUGAUGAUCAGUAGUGAAUGAAUUUUGUUCAAUGUAAAGCUUUACCUACGAUUAGAAAAAUUAGAAUUUGAUUAAUGUUUAUGUGAAGGGGCAUGCGCCCAUAAAUAAUUUUUAUAGAACCAAAUAACGAUGGAGGGAGAAUACCAGGUUCAAUAAGGGGAAUUAUGACGUCAGGACUAAUCAUUGAGAAAGUGGGUGGGAUCCUUUCCGUAUUCCCAUUUUCCACCAUAAACCCCCCCCCCCCCCCCUUGUGUUUUUAUUAUUCAAGAAGUGACAUUGAUAGUUUUCGUCAAUCGAAGAGAAUGACUUUUGAGGCGGACUUGUUAAGGGCAAUUUCGAAAGGAGUGCUGUGGUGCAGCUCCAUCCAGAACUCUUGUCCCUUCUCGAGUUGGGAGAAGGCGCGUCGUUAAGGGUCAGCCAGAUACCACGUGGGCCAGUUGGGAGAAGAGGACCUGCUUCUACCCAUUGCUGCGGGCUGGUGCCCGUAUCGUCGAAUCGUGUGGUGAUGCACGAUUACCAGGAGUAUCAGCGGUUUGGGAGUGGCCAUGUCCAAGGACAGUGAUUACGCAUCGCGAUAGGGUGUGGCCCCCCAAACAACAAAUUUAUCGAGAAGACUAGAAUUAUCCAUCGUUUGAAACUACUGACCUGACGUUCAAAACAAAGUGUAUAGCAAGACAAGGCCAGUGUAGUUAUAAACUUUCAACCUACACGUGGACACAGUCAAGUUUUUGUUGUAAAUUUUCCUAUUAGGUACCUUACCUUAUCCUUCCUCUACGAAAUGUGGGGGGUAGGCUUUUCUUCAAGAUGUUGAAUAUUGCAGAUGAGUUACGAGUUUAGUUUUUGAAUAGUUACUUGUUUUAAGAAUCUUUAAAAGUUAUUUUUGUGUUGAUACCUGGUAUGACCCUCCUUGGUUAGUUGUGUUGAUCUAUGUUGAUCUCAUGAAUACUUCUUGAUAAACACAUGAAAAUACGUCAUUAACUUAAGUAAGAUAAUUUAAUUGUUUGAUUUGUUCACUAUUAUUUUGAUGUUUGAGAGUUUUUUUUUAGUUGUUUGUAAUUGUAUGACUCCUGAUGCUGCUCAUGUAUUUUGUGUAGGAAUGGUGUCGUGUACCGUGGAUGACGAGCAGUUGGGAUGAACGACGUCGGGAUGAACCGGCUGGGAGAGGCAGAAGUUGGAGUGGGGUGUGAUUCUGCAGCUCACAGUUCCGCUGGCUGUUCCUGUCUCUGCCCUGAGUUGGUGCAUCUCUUCGCCGUAUCCCUCCUGGCUGCUUGCUGUCCCAAGCAGUGCUAACAUGUGAAAUUUUGUAAAACACAUUUGUCCUCCGAGAGGAAAUUCUCAAUAAGUGCUAGUAGAACUUAGAGUUGGUAUUUAUACCUAAACAACAACCACUGUAAUCACUAAUUUAAAUUUGUAACUGGAUCACAUAGAAAUGAUAGGGACAAUUGGUUUUUUUUUUUUUUGAAGCAAACUUAAAUAUUCCCCAAGCAUUGUUGUAAGCUUGUGGGGCACAAGCUCCUGCCGCCCGGGGUGAUGUCGCGUAGCUCAAAAUUAUCAUUAAUUUAUUUAAUUAGUUUAUUUGUUGAAAAUACAAUUUUUAAAUUCUUUUCGCUAGUUCGGGACUUGGUUUCCCUCACGCUAAGAUGGGGUAACACCUUUGUUGGAUUUGGGUUUGCGGGGGGGCUGGAAGAGUGCGAGUCUUGCACGUCUUUGUCUGGGAACGCAGGCGUGACCGCGUUUCAGCCAGGCCAGCUGACACGUUGUUUGCUGCAGUUCCAGAGAAACGCGGCGCAGACUUGUUUGUCGUUUUUUUUUGAGGCCAGCUGAGAGCGCAGAUUGUGCGCAGUCGCCGUGCGCAGGCGAGUGUCGCAAUCUAGCGGCCGGUUUUCUGACUACGUGGGCAACCUGGCGCGGCCGACCGCGCGGCCGGCUUGUUGUAAUAACUUUACGUGUUUGUAAAACACAGGAAAACUUCCCGUCAGGAUGUUUUCCCCGUAGGGGUUUUGCGGCCAAGAAAAUAGCUUAAAAGAGAUGUAAAAUGUUUUCGCGGGGCGGUAAUCCUGUGGAAGGCUGUCAUGCUGCCCGGCCGCGCGGCGACUUGGUAAUGGUUAGGUGAGUGCUAUCGGAAAUGGCGCCUGAGUGAUGCCGGACUCUUAGCCUUCAGUGUUUCUUCGUAGUUAACUUUAAAAAUUCUCGUUUGGUGUAUUAUUUGCUCUUAUAAAUAAUUUGUUCUUAGAAACUUAGUGGUUUUAACGUGUAAUACGUUGAGCACUACCGUUCCCUUUUUAUUUUCAAGUAUAACUCGGUAAUUUGUUUGCAUCACGAUCCUUGUCUUUUCAUGUAAAUGAUGACGUUAUAAACUUAAACUAAAUAAUUUCUAAAAUCCGUUUCAAGGUAGUGGAUGUUCUUAAUAAAUUUUAAAAAUGAAGUUGUGGAAGAGCUAAUGAAGCUUGGUAUCACUGGGUGGCCUGGAGGAAAUUAUUACGAUUAUGUUAAUGUGUUAGUACUACUAAGAAAAUCUUAUAUAUGGUUUAUUGUUUUUCUGUCGGAAUAUCUAUAAGGCUGGUAGCGGACAUGGAAGGUGCCUCAUUAUUUGUCAGCUUUAUUUAAUUGUUAUAAAUAAAUGUGAUUGUUCUAUUGUUUU